AUGUCCCAACCCUAGAAUCGCUAUUUUUCCUCUCGCUCCUCCUGUGGGCGGCGCCGCCGCUGCGCACAGAACACAUCCUCGCCAGCGUAGCUUCUCCGGCGUCCGGCCAACGCGCUCACUAGCCUCCCGCCUUCCUCCACAUCUCCUCGCCUCCACCCCAUCCAGUUCGUGCCAUUCGCUGCUCCAAGACAAGGGCAUGGCGCUCGGCGGCUGCGGCAACGAAGCUGAUGGUGCACGAGCCAACCAUGGAGGCAGUAGCAUGGGGCAGCGACAACAGCAUGGAGGGCGUCCUCUUGUUUGGGAAGGUAAUGGAACUGCAAAUAGGAGUGGCAGCGGCGACCAGGAUGCAAAUGGAAGUGGUUCCCAAAGACCUUGGAAAGGACUUAAAGACAAUAACUUAUAUGAUCCUUGGAACCAUGCAUGGCCGUAUUAUGGGGGUUUUGAUUGCACGUACUGCAGCCUAAAGCACAAAGGUGGAGGUGCAACCCGUGUCGCGGAGCACCUUGGUGGUAUUGUAGGUAAUGUGAGGAGCUGUCCCAAUGUGCCAAGAAAUGUGAGAGAUGCAAUGAGAGAGUGCCGGGAUGAAUCAAGGAGGAAGAAAAGAGACAAACAAAAUAGCAGGCUGAGAAUUGAAAGAAAUAUUAUGGAAGGGUUGUAUAAAAAAGGAGGGGUGGUUAACGUACCAGAUGAUGAUGAAGAAGAAAUUCAGAUGAAUAUUAGAGAAGCAUUGCGUGACCCGAAUGUCUCUCGCAGAAUUGAAAGGAGAAUUGGCAAGGGGGGUGUGGGUGAUGUGCAUGUUUCUGUUGGUAAAAGGAGUAUCAGCGCCUAUUUUGACAGGCAAUUAUCUAGCAACAAAGUAUCUAUGCAGCCCAAGAUCAGUAGUGCUUUGGAUCCUAAUUCAAGAGAUGCACUUGGUCUAGCUUGGUCCAAGUUUUUUCAUGCCAAUGAUAUUGCUGGACGUAAAGCUGAUUGCCCAUACUUUCGAGCUGCUGUGAAGAUCACUCAACAAUUAGGGCCUAUUCCUAUACCAACCGCGAAGGAGAUUGAUGGGCCAUAUUUGGAGGCCAACUAUGAUGAAGCUAAUUCGUUUCUUCAAAAAUUCAAACAAGACUGGAAGAACUUUGGUGUGACUCUUAUGUGCGAUUCUUGGACUGGUCCUACAGGAAUGAGCAUCAUAAACUUCAUGGUGUAUUGUAAUGCACGAAUGUUCUUCCUCAAUACCAUUGAUGCAUCCGGACAAACUCAGAAUUCAGACUUUAUCUAUAGAGAGAUUGAAAAGGUUGUCGAAGAGAUAGGGCAUGAGCAUAUAGUUCAAAUAGUAACCGAUAAUGGAUCCAAUUAUAAGAAAGCUUGCAAAACCCUUAUAGAAGAACCAAAAUACUCUCAUAUUGUUUGGCAACCGUGUGCGGCCCAUACCGUCAAUCUUAUGCUAAAAGAUAUAGCAAAAUUUCCUGAGGUUGAUGUGAUAGUCAAGAGUGCCAAGACAAUCUGUAGGUUCAUGCAUAAGCACAAUAACCUCCAUGAUAACAUGAAGAAGAACAUAGGUGGUGAACUAAUUAGACCAAAUGCCACCCGUUUUGGGACUGUCUUCAUGUUCCUUGAGAGUUACCAUUCAAAGAAAGAUAAAUUUAGGGAGUGGAUGGUUUCAAAGGAUUGGAAGGAGUGUCAGUGGAGGUAUGAGCCUGGGUAUGUGUUUGCUGAAGAGUGUUUGUCUAGUAAUGUUUGGUGGAACGCACUAGAGUGGGUAUUGAGUUCAUUGAGGCCACUUUAUACGGCCAUGAGGUAUGCUGAUACACAAAAACAAUGCACACUUUCUGGCUUAUUAGGAAGAAGACCAAGAACGUCAACAGCCUCUACUCGUAAAUUUGAUAAGUCUCUUCUUUUUGGUGUUUCUGAUUCAGAAAUGGCACGUGAGCAAAGGAUAUCAAGAAGCUUUUGGAUGUUGGGAAGCUUGGAGCUGAUGCUUCAAAUAAGCUGAUGGUUGUCUUUUGGAGAUGUUUCUAUGUUUAAUGCUUUAAAGUCUUUUGGCUGUACUGGACUAUUUAAACUUUGAACUAUGCUGUGAUGGUUGAACUGAUGCUGGACGGUUAAGGGUUUAUGUCAGAGGCAACUUUAUAACUAAUGUGUGCCUGUUAUGUUGGACUGUUAAGGGUUAUGUUGGAGGCAAUUUUAUAACUAAUGUGUGUCUGCUAUGUUGGAUUGUUAACUGUUAUGUUGGAGGCAACAUUAUAGCUAACGUGUGCCUGUUAUGUUGGGCAGAUUCAAUUUUCUUAA
Messenger RNA from Triticum aestivum (bread wheat), 2274 nucleotides. RefSeq lists its product as uncharacterized. NCBI's taxonomy places the organism in Eukaryota, Viridiplantae, Streptophyta, Magnoliopsida, Poales, Poaceae. The record is from RefSeq and is a predicted model, not a curated record. Bases 197 to 1978 code for a protein of 593 amino acids. The transcript is spliced from 5 exons.